AUGAGUCCUUCGACCACCAAGAAUCGUCCGCACUUACCUAAUAAUCCGCAUCACCAGCUGGAAUGGUCCAAUUCGACGGCAAACUUAUUCCUGGGCGGCGUCGGAGUACGGAGAUCAUGGAUGUUGGAUGCCUCAUCUUCCUUGUCAAUCAGCUCUGCUCCUGCUGCUGCCCCUCCUCCUCCUGCUGUUACUCUCCCUCCCGAUUCAUCAUUCCAGUCUUCCGCUCCGUCUUCUGCCUCUGCCUCUGCCGUUGCCAACCGACGUCAAAGUCGGCCGCAAGGCAUGCAAAUCUCCCCUUCAUCCUCCAUCACAAUCUUCCCCCAGAGUCAGAAGAGCAAUAGAGAUAAGAAUGAUGUCGCCUUCACUGCCAAUGGUAACAUCAUCAAUGCUCCUGCUACAUCCCCGCCGUCAGUCUUAAUGUCACCCGUGACGCCCGGGGAAAUCCUCCUGCAUAAUCACGAAAUUCCACCAGCCGGUCCUGUGGUACCGUCAAGCGCUCGUUUGUUUACCACAACACCUACCACGAAUUUCAGCGCUACUCCUUUGACAAGUGAGUCAACGACGUUCGUCCAUGCAACUCAACCACUACAGCAGUCCCAUUCCUCCUCACUUCUGUCUCCCGAUCCAAGCAGUGCCUCCCAUCCUAGCCCUGCUAGCGCUGGAGACCGAAAUGAGCGAAGUUUGUCACAUGGCGUCCUCCCAUCUCCUCCACCAGUCUCCAGGCCGAUGCAGAUACAUGGGCAACUGGAACAUCCUAGGCAAAUUUGCAAUCGCAAUCUCAUGCCCGCCAACGCAUCGCCUACCACAGCGGGCGGGGAGACGAUGGCGGAGGCAACUUCGGUGCCGGCCACAAUUAGGGGCCUACAGAGACAGCAGGCGAUUCCGAAUCCCCAGCAGCGCAUAGCCCCGGCUCCUCUUGAAGCGCAGCAGCGUCGACCAUUAAUGACCAGCGCUCCGCCGGAUUCGAACCAUGUUCCUCCCAGCCCCGUUGGACCGGGUCCUUCGACUUCCUUCAUCAAUCAGACAUUUUGGACACAGUCGCAAGAGGCCCUGGAUGCUUUCGUGGCAAGAGCGGAGGGUGCCAUGCUGCUCUCGGAGACAGUGGAACUGCCACGAACCCGUCUUCUACGGGAUGCGUGCAUCGAAAAGGAUCUAUUCUACCUGACUCUCCAUCAAAUAUACUCCUUGCACACCUUUGCUCCCUCGGAAUUUGCUCGGCUACCGUAUGUAAGCCGGCACAAUGAGAUGGGAUUGGAGGUUGUCCAGCAGCUUCUAGUAGACAACCACCGUCUAUCGGGCGACUUCUUGAGGUGGAGCGUUAAUUUCCCUCGGCCGUUGGGUGUGAUGUGUCAGACUCGCGAGUUCCCAAUAGUUGUCCAUCAGAUUGCUCGCUGCCUGGGUUCUUUUUCUGAAAAGUGGACGGCUUUUGAUCACCAUGUCCGAGAGCGCGGCUAUCCCCCUUUGAUCGAUGAAUUAGUCGUGCAAUUUGGCAUAACAUCGUCCGUACUAUUAUCAAUAGUGUUCCUAGCCUUGUCCCGAAGGAUUUUCGGAACGCAGCAUGAAGACCAGUUGUGGAGUCUCUACAGCAAGAACAAGCGGAAUUACAUGAAACGGUUCGGUUCUAGGCACACUCCAGAGCAGAUUCAUCGCGAGAACGAGCGUUUGAUCCAGGCGUACAGGGCCCUUUCCCGCUCCCAGACAUCGCUAGUUGGUCAACAUACUUCACCUGUGGCGCGAGAGCAUGCAGCUCAGCCAUUUCCACAGCGCUCAAUGCAGCCCGCUGGGCUUACAGGGCCGAUCACAUAUGUCGCGGUCCCCGGGCCUCAGAUGCCGUCCGCGCAAGUACCUAUACAUAGCUCUCAAUCGCAGACCCAGCCAAUUACUGUUCACGCCCCUGGUACCAUGAAUCGUGCCGCGACGAUGCUUUUGAAUGGUCAGAGACCCCAGCAUCCACUACCUACACGGCCAAACCUCGUUCAUCCCAGGGGCCUUGACACCUCCUCUCAAGUGCCAGCUGGGCAGAUGACAGGCGCGGCUGCUCAUUCACCGGUGCCUGCACCUUCACCUUCACCUGCACCUGCACCUGCACCUGCUGGACAUCAGGCGCAAAUACUAUCUCACGCGUCUUCUCAGAAUGUCCGCCAAAUUCCACCACAGCCUUCACCUCAGCCUUCAUCUCGGGCUAUGCCAAUCACAACUCCUAUUCAUCGCUUUGCUACUCAAACACGGCAGGCGCAAGGUCUGGUGCAGCAGCCACAGCAAAGUCCGCUGAUACCACAACCGCUCCUUCCUCCACCGGGGCCCCUACCAUCUACCACAACACGGCCGCACCCUCUCCGCAAUGCCCUACAUCAGGCAUAUCUCCGCGAUCCCAUUAUCAAAUGGGCUCCUUCGGGAGCAGGGGAAGAAACGGCCGACAAGGAGACGAAUCUGUUCCAUUACUUGAAAUCGUUCGUGGUACCGCCGACUCCCUUGGGGCAGACGGAGUCUGCUUUUGAAUGGCAGUUUCCUCUUUCCCGAGCAGACUUUGACCGGCUUCCUCGAAUCGUGCCUCCCGACACUGGUCAACGUCUAGUCCGAUCCCUGGUUGAUGGUAGUCAGAUCUAUCGUGUGCGGUGUAUUCGCAUCUCGCCGUCGGCGAAGGAGGUGAGCCAGCAUACUUGGUGUCUCACAGAAACUGUAUGGCCCAGUGUUAUUUACAUCUUUGUGAACGGUGUAGAACUCUACGUUCGCCGCAAAUUUCACAACGGCAAAGAUAUUCCUCUGGACAUCAGUGGUCAUCUAAAAGAAGGCUUGAAUGCUAUCUCCUUGCAUUUCAUCCGCAGCGCUGCCGAAAGCAGAGACAUAGUAUAUGCGUUGGCGGUGGAAGUCAUGGAUACCCUCAGUUUCACUCAAGUGAAGAAGCUCGCUCAGACCCUACCCGCACCCCUGUCUCGGGAGCGGAUUCGUCGACGCCUUUCCUCCAGCACUACCGACGAUGAAUUAAGUAUUAUCAGUGACUACCUCACUGUCAAUCUAGUGGACCCGUUUAUGGCUCGAAUAUUCAACAUUCCUGCUCGCGGAAUUAAUUGCGAGCACGUGGAAUGCUUUGAUCUCGAGACAUAUAUCUUGACCAGGGCCUCCAAGCCGGGUAAAGCUGUCUUGAAGGAGAAUUGGAAAUGCCCAAUAUGUGGCGCAGACGCUCGUCCUCAAUAUUUGAUCAUCGAUGGUUUCCUUAGUGAAGUCCGUGCCGAUCUUGUACGCACGGGUCAUCUGGGGGGAGCUAGAGCAAUCAAGAUCAAGGCGGACGGAUCUUGGGAGCUCAAGAGUGAUGGGGAAGGUUCUUCAUCUGAAAUGGAGCUUCCAUGGGCACAGGAAGGCGGCUCAUUGAAACGGAAACGUGAGGGCGUUGUUUCACCUCUGGCAACUCAGAGGCUGAAGACAGAAGGCGCUGGUCGAGAAUCGCUAGCUUCUCGCGAAUCCUCAGCAUCUCUGGUCAUCGAACUUGAUUAG
Aspergillus udagawae is the source of this 3492-nucleotide messenger RNA. Its product is annotated as MIZ zinc finger domain protein. Gene Ontology annotation, molecular function: SUMO ligase activity; zinc ion binding. Lineage: Eukaryota; Fungi; Ascomycota; Eurotiomycetes; Eurotiales; Aspergillaceae. The record is from RefSeq and is a predicted model, not a curated record. Bases 1 to 3492 code for a protein of 1163 amino acids. The transcript has a single exon. Gene Ontology annotation, biological process: protein sumoylation.